CGGCUAUAUUUGUUGUUCUUUCAAGUAUCAAACCCCAACUAAGCGAACUCUUCCUCACGAAGUGAUUUUCGAAGAAGCCGAAACGGCGGAUCAGAAUGGGAAACCAGAAGCAGAAGUGGACGCAGGAGGAGGAAGAGGCACUUCUGGCUGGCGUACAGAAGCACGGUCCAGGGAAGUGGAAGAACAUUCUCAAGGAUCCUGAAUUCGCUCCGUUUCUCACUCAUCGCUCUAACAUUGACCUCAAGGAUAAAUGGCGUAAUUUGAGUGUCAGUACUGCUUCACAAGGCUCAAAAGAGAAGUCCAGGACUCCCAAAGCUAAAGCUAUUGUUGCUGCCUCAAUUUCUAACAACCAAAACUCUGCUCUUACUAAGUUUAAUGCAUCUGCUGAUGCUGCAGGAGAAGAUCCACCAAACAGCGCCCCACAGGAUGGGAAAAAUGUCCCAAGGUAUCAUACAAUGAUUUUUGAAGCUCUUUCAACCAUAAAAGAUUCAAAUGGAUGCGACAUAGGUACCAUGGUUAACUUUAUUGAGCAAAGGCAUGAGGUGCCACAAAACUUCAGAAGGCAAUUGAGCUCAAAGUUGAGGAGGCUUGUUUCACAAGGAAAGCUCGAAAAGGUUCAGAAUUGCUACAAGGUAAAGAAAGACAAUUCAUUGGCAGUUAAAACUCCUACACCCAAACAAAAGGAUGUCAGGCAACGAAUGUCGCAAUAUACUAUGGGAGGGUUGAUGCCAUCAGGGGAGACGGUGGAAGACGCAGCGAAAGCAGCUGCCUACAAAGUUGCUGAUGCAGAGAACAAAUCUUUCUUAGCUGCGGAAGCUGUGAAGGAGGCAGAGAGAAUUGCAAAGAUGGCUGAAGAUACAGAUUCUAUGCUACAGAUUAUAAAAGAGAUGUAUGAAAAAUGUUCUCGUGGGGAAAUUGUUCUCUUGGCUUAGAUAAAUGGCUUGUUUCUCCAUGCAUCCCAUCAAAAUUCCCCGUCGCAAUCAAAUCAAAUUAAUUUAUAGGUAGAUAUCCAAUAUUUCUCUUGAUGUUCCAAUGAGCUUGUGUUGCUUCCAUUAGAAUUUGGUUAUAACAUACCCAAUUUUCCUAAGCAGAGACGAGAUUAAGUGCAUAUUUGGUU
Cucurbita maxima (winter squash) is the source of this 1117-nucleotide messenger RNA. RefSeq names its product telomere repeat-binding factor 4-like. Gene Ontology annotation, cellular component: nucleosome. The record is from RefSeq and is a predicted model, not a curated record. Lineage: Eukaryota; Viridiplantae; Streptophyta; Magnoliopsida; Cucurbitales; Cucurbitaceae. Gene Ontology annotation, biological process: nucleosome assembly. Gene Ontology annotation, molecular function: double-stranded telomeric DNA binding. Bases 96 to 932 code for a protein of 278 amino acids. The transcript is spliced from 7 exons.